Messenger RNA from Saccharomyces eubayanus, 1386 nucleotides. It is a transcript of the gene NVJ3, whose product is annotated as Nvj3p. Bases 1 to 1386 code for a protein of 461 amino acids. Lineage: Eukaryota; Fungi; Ascomycota; Saccharomycetes; Saccharomycetales; Saccharomycetaceae. The record is from RefSeq and is a predicted model, not a curated record. The transcript has a single exon.
AUGCCUACCAUUUUAUAUAACACCAAUUCCAGCUUAAUUUCUAAAUACCGAAGAUCUAAUGCCUCCAAGCCAUAUAAAGGACUACCAUCGAAGAAAGCGCAUAAGCGAUUGAGUUUGCCACCAGAUAUUUUCAAAGAGGAGUCUGGCUAUACGCGAAAUUGUAAUGACGAUAUAUCAUUCCAAAGUGAAUUCGAGAAGGAUUCUGUUGGAUAUCUCCAGGAUUUAUGUUGCUCCGUAUACCCAAGUUCACUGCAUCAAAGGAUUAAGAACCUGAGAGGUUCACCAGAUUUACAAAUAAAUGCAUUCAUUGCGUUAAUUUUCAAAAAUUUCAUUAAAUCUUGGUACGGUGUCAAAAUACCUACUGAUGAUUCAAAAUUCUUAACUGAAUUGUACAAUUUGGUUCAAAAUUUGGUAAAGUAUAUGAAAAAUUCCCAAAUCGACUACAGUUCCCUUCUACUUGAUUACAUUCCCUGUUUGGUUUCAUCCCAUUUGAAAGCUUUGGGAGACUGUCCCCAGGAUACCAAUCUUGUUUAUGAACAUUAUUGCCAGUUAACUCUAUAUGAUUCCAAACGAUACCCAGGCUUAUUCAUAGAUAUUAUCCAAAAUAAAAUGAACACCAAAUCUCUAUUGCAAAGAAGUUUUUUGGAUAGUUUUCUUAAUGAACUUGUAUUUGGACAUAUAUUGGAUUCGAUAAUAGAGCCAUAUCAUCUUCUGAACGGUCUGAAUAUAAUUUGCAAGAAGAUAAAGCUAAGGUCAGCAAUGAACCCCAAAGAAAGUAGCACAGAUGAAAAAAGUAAAGCUGGUGCCUGGUCGUUUGUAGGCAAAAUAAAGCAUAAGAUUUCUCAAGUGGGUAAACUUGUAUCUUAUUCAACUUCAAUGAAAUCGCCAAACAUGGACAGCACCGGUAUUCCAGAAAUACCGUUUUUACAGAGGUACAUCUUUACCUUCAUUCUUGUUGAUUUUUUCAAAUUGCCUAUGAGGAAGCCGUUUUUAUUCUCAAUGUGCAGAACUUUUCAAUGCUGGAUCUCUAAAUCUAAGUUUUUGAACAAAAUGAUGUAUAAAAUGUUUGCUAAUACUGCCCAGGCUAAAAUCACCGAUCCUACAAUACUUGGCGGUUUGUUUGUAUCACUACGGCAUUCACUGUUCCCUAAUGAUAGUGCAAUGGGACCACCGAAAACAAUACCAAUAGGCGAUGCUUUCUUGGAGUUUAGGGGGGAAUGCGUUUCUAAUGUAUGGGAUGUGUGUAUCGCUUACAGAAUCGAUAAAAUUCUUGCCAUCAAGAAAUUUGACAUCGAGGAAGUUAUCCAUUCUUUGUCAAAAGAUCGGGAUUGUAAUAAACUACUGCUUUAUAGAGCUAUGGACUGUGUUGCUGCUCAAUUACCUUAA